Molecule: messenger RNA, 2022 nt
Organism: Torulaspora globosa
Lineage: Eukaryota; Fungi; Ascomycota; Saccharomycetes; Saccharomycetales; Saccharomycetaceae
Gene: DEF1
Product: DNA damage-responsive RNA polymerase-degradation factor DEF1
Exons: 1
Coding region: 1-2022 (673 amino acids)
Molecular function (GO): ubiquitin binding
Source: RefSeq, a predicted model, not a curated record
AUGUCAUCACAGUCUAGGAAGUCGAAUAAUAGCCAUAAUAAGAAACUCGAUCCCGAGGUGAAAUUCAAGUUGGAGACGCUGACGGAGCUGUUUCCGGAUUGGACCAACGACGAUUUGAUUGACUUGGUACAUGAGUAUGAUGAUCUAGAGACCAUAAUUGACAAGAUCACUUCUGGCGCGGCCACGAAGUGGGACGAGGUAAAGAAGCCCACUAAGAAGGAGAGGCAGGAUAGGAAACAGGAGCAGCAACAGCAGCACCAGGCGGUGCUGGAGCAGGACAGCUCUUCGUCGCAUCACCAUAACCAUCAUCAUCAUCACCAUACAAGGGCAGGUCCUGGUGCCGGCGGCAGACAGUCCGGCAGUAGUGGUAGCGCGAGGAGUAGAAGACAGCAGCAUGGCAAGCACGGCGAGAGCUCGGAGGCCGCUAAGGCGCCUCCGGCAGUGGCCGCCGCCACUGCUGCUGCGGCCCGUGGCAAAUCCGGUACCAAUCAGACCGGUUCGUGGGCUAGUGUAGCAUCGUCAGACCUCAAGAAACAGGUGCUGGAAGAAGUCGAGCCCAAGAAGAAGGAGGAGGAGUCGAAACAGGAGGAACCAGAGUCGGUGGAGGCAGUUCCCGCAGCCAAGAAAAGCACCGCACCCGUCACACAGAAGCCAAAGAAAAUGUCAUGGGCAGCCGUAGCGGCCCCAAAGCCAAAGGUUGUGCAAAAGAAGCCAUCUCCUUUGAGCGACAUCAAGGACUUGAAAAGAGAGGUGGAACUGAUCGCAGACGGCGAAUCGCCCGCAAAGGACGAGAGUAUGGAGGUCAAUGUGCAAGGUAGCGAGGAUCAAAAAGUUGAGCAACCAAGUGAGCAGGAAGUUCCUCAAGAAGAGCCCGCCGAGGUAGCCGAACAAGAUGUUACAAGGGAAACGGAGGAAGAGGAACAUGCUCUAGAGGCACAGAGGGAAGAGUCGAAAGAGAAAGAGCAACAGGUUGUAGAGCCACAGGAGGAAUCCGUGACCCAAAUUCCUGCUGCUACUGUUCCGGAAAUGUCCGCACAGGUGGAAACUGCUGAAAAGCAAGAAGCUGAAGAAUCGACUGGAUUGCGCUCCAAAGAACAAGAGAAUGUCUACUACGAGCAGCAACAACAACAAUAUUUGGCACAGCAACAACAACAGCAACAGCAACAGCAACAACAACAACAACAGCAUCAACAGUAUGCUCAGAAGCCAACUGUUCAGCAAACUACUCAACAAAUUCCUCAACAGCAAGCACAACAAUCCCAACCAGCAAGUCAACAACAAAGCAAUGCCACCGCUGCUCAACAACAAUAUUAUAUGUACCAGAACCAAUUCCCAGGCUACUCUUAUCCUGCCAUGUUUGACUCGCAAAACUACUAUGGUCAACAACAGCAGUAUAGUCAGCAGCCAGCUCAAAACGCAGCUCAAAGCGGAAUGAGCGAUGCUGGCGUUUCCAGCCAAUAUAGCAUUCCUCAGGCCUAUGGACAGGUGGCCGUCGGUAGUCCAGAUAUGGCCAGCGCUGGAACUGCCACUGCUUCGCCAGCUGCAUCUCACACCCAGCCACAACAGCAACAGCCACAAUACGGUCAUUCCUUCAUGCCAUAUUAUGCACAUUUCUACCAGCAAUCCUUCCCAUAUGCCCAACCACAGUACGGCAUGGCUGGCCAAUACCCUUACCAAGUCCCAAAGGGGGGUUACAGCUACUACCCAGGUGGACAACAGACCCAGGAUAAACAACAUGUUCAGCAAAGCCCUGCUCAAUCACCAUCCCAACAAGGCGAGGACAUUCAGCAACAAGCACAAGCAUCACAACACCAAUCGCAAAAUGGACAAGCUUCUCAAACUACCCAAAAUGGGCAGCAACCAUUAAAUCCUCAACAGGUACAAUUUCAGCAGUACUAUCAAUUUCAGCAACAACAGCAAGCCGCUGCUGCUGCUGCUGCCGCCGCUGCCGCUCAACAAGGCUUGCCAUAUGGGUAUACCGGCUACGACUACACAUCUCAAGCUUCCAGAGGCUUCUACUGA